Temnothorax curvispinosus is the source of this 1198-nucleotide messenger RNA. RefSeq names its product inosine triphosphate pyrophosphatase. The coding region runs from base 392 to 967 and encodes 191 amino acids. Gene Ontology annotation, molecular function: nucleoside triphosphate diphosphatase activity. The transcript is spliced from 5 exons. NCBI's taxonomy places the organism in Eukaryota, Metazoa, Arthropoda, Insecta, Hymenoptera, Formicidae. Gene Ontology annotation, biological process: nucleoside triphosphate catabolic process. The record is from RefSeq and is a predicted model, not a curated record. Gene Ontology annotation, cellular component: cytoplasm.
ACUACGUCAAGUUCAUCGAAGCGCCGUACGCGGACAAGGAGAAAAAAACGUCGAUACUUGUGUUUUUUUGCAAUGUGAAAUAGCAUAAGAUAAUUCUAGAUGUGGAAGUUUUCCAUUUAGUUGAUGAACGAGGACAACGUGCCUUUCGCGAUUCAUCCGAGUGAAGUUGGCCAGCUUGAUCGAGAAAACAACGUUGCACGCGCUGGCUGCAGUUUUCUUGGUUAGGAGCGACAACGAGCUUUAACGUAAAAGUAUUACGAUUUUUCAAUCGAGAAGACAAGAAAGCUGCCAAUCUGAAAGAUGUGAAAAGCGCGCGGAAUCGAGGAAAGACUAAAUGCUGAGAACAUAUAAUCUAUAAUAAAAUUAUAACAAAAUAUAAAAAUGUCAUUCUAUGAAUAUGUCGCUGUCAAUAGUGUUCGUAACGGGCAACGCGAAGAAGCUGGAGGAGUUUAUCGCCAUUUUAGGGAAAGACUUUCCUCGAUGGAUAACGAGCAAGAAGAUCGAUCUGCCCGAGUAUCAAGGCGAGGUAGACGAUAUAUGUCGCGACAAGUGUCGGGCUGCGGCGAAUCUAAUAAAAGGUCCGGUGAUCAUCGAAGAUACCUGUCUCUGCUUCAAUGCGCUGAAGGGCCUUCCGGGGCCUUACAUCAAGUGGUUCCUCGAGGCACUGGGCCCCGAAGGACUUCACAAGAUGCUCCACGGAUUUGAGGACAAAUCGGCGGAAGCGGUUUGCACGUUCGGUUACUGCUCCGGCGAAGGCUCGGAGGUCCACCUAUUUCAAGGCCGAACUCAGGGCACUAUUGUGAGUCCGCGAGGUUCCAGGGAUUUCGGUUGGGACCCUUGUUUUCAACCUCUGGGCUACGAUAAGACCUACGCGGAGCUGCCGAAGGAAGAAAAGAACAAGAUUUCUCAUCGCAGCAAGGCGAUAGAAAAACUAAAAGAUUAUUUGAUAAAAAAUGAGAAGAGUUAAUUUAUUUCAAUAGACUUAUUGUCGUCGCUCAUUAUCGUCAAGAUACCGAUUACUUGGAUUGGACUGCAGCAGUGUCCCAGAAAUAUUCGGCAAUCUCUUCUUUCCGGUCCAUAAUAAGAAUCACGGGGGAGCAGUGGUGCGAUUAUAUGUGGUACACAAAGAUAAACCCGCAAAAUGCAUGUGUAAUUUAGACAGACAGAGGGAGAAAGAGAAGAUAGAGAGAGAGAGAGA